Messenger RNA from Symbiodinium sp. CCMP2592, 471 nucleotides. The record is from the annotation of a GenBank genome assembly. Lineage: Eukaryota; Dinophyceae; Suessiales; Symbiodiniaceae.
AUGCCGAGCUUAUGCGUAGCAGCCCCGCCGCAGUGCGAUUUGCUCAUUCCGCCCGAGCCGUGGACGCUCUUUCCUGCUGCAGAGAUGCUGCCGCCUUUCGGUGCAGUCCCGCCUUCUGGGCGACGUCACAUUCUCGGGCAGCUUGAAAUGAAAGAAGCCCGUGGCGACAGCCAGGCCGAAAACGUGCUUUACAUCUUGUCAUUGUUCGGCGGCAUCUACCUCUUCCGGGAGCUUUUCGAAGCGAGCGGCAUCCCUGGGAAGUACAUAAAACAGGGUGGGGACAGCGACUAUAUGCGCUACAUGGAGUUCACCGACAGCGACGAGCACAAAGAGCAGAUACAGCAUGUCCUGCAGAACGUCUUGCUGAGGCGGCCAGUGUACUUCAUCAAUGCCACUGGCGACGCAGACAACAGCAUGGCCGCUUGGAUGAUUGCCCAGGAUUCUGUCUUCCUGCAAGAGACGGACAAGUGA